UCCCGCAGAAGCGAUGGCGGCGGCGCUGGCGCGGUUGUGCCUGCGGGGGAAGCCCUUCGGCCGACCGGGCUCGGUGCCCUUCAGCAGCGGACCCCCGCAAGCGCCCGGAGGGCUGCAAGAGGCGGAGGCGAGGCUCACCCGCGCCUGGCAAGAGGGUGGCAUCCGGAACAUCGUCCUGAGCAACCCGCUACGAAGAAACGCCCUCUCACUCGCCAUGCUGAAGUCUCUCCACAAGGACCUUCUGCGUGAAAUCGACAGCACGGAUCUGCGAGUCAUUAUAAUUUCAGGCGAAGGACCCGUUUUCUCCUCAGGGCACGACUUAAAGGAACUGUCUCACGAGACAGGCGGAAAAUAUCACCAGGAAGUCUUCGAGACUUGCGCCGAAGUCAUGACUUUGCUUCCAAAGCUGCCGGUACCCAUCAUUGCCAAGGUCAACGGUCUUGCCACCGCAGCCGGCUGCCAGCUGGUAGCGAGCUGUGAUAUUGCCGUGGCGAGCGAAGAAUCCAAGUUUGCCACCCCCGGAGUGAACGUUGGACUGUUCUGCUCUACACCGGCUGUGCCGUUGGGGAGAGCGGUCCCGAGGAAGGUAGCUCUGGAGAUGCUGUUCACAGGGGAGCCCAUAACAGCUCAGGAAGCCCUUCUCCACGGCCUGGUCAGCAGGGUGGUCCUGGCGGAGAAGUUGGAAGACGAGACGCUGAGAAUCGCCCGCAGAAUCUGCGAGAACAGCAGGUCUGUUUUGGCCCUGGGGAAAGCCACCUUUUACAAGCAGAUGGCUCAAGACGUCGAGACGGCCUACAGGACGGCGUCUGGGGUCAUGGUGGACAAUCUUGCCUUAGAGGACGGACAAGAAGGGAUCGAGGCCUUCCUCCGUAAACGCAAACCUGUCUGGUCCCAGUUGGGACGCAAAGGGUCCUCAUGAGCUUCUGAGGGGGGUGCGAAUCACACUUGAAAACCAUAUCCAACAAUAAAUAAGGUCUAGGGGGAGACCUGCAUUAGUGCCUUCUCUCUAGGAAAAUCAUAGGACUCUGUCUCAUAUUAUCCCUUGUUCAGUCAAAGGCAUCUUCAGUUUUGCUUGCUGCUAUUUUGGCACUUAAACACCUUGAAUCAAUAAGGAGUCAGAGUGUAGUUUCACUUGGAAAAGCUUUUCGGUAGCCUUGGCAAAAAAUUCAGGAAUGGCCUGAACCCCUUGUGGAAGGUAUUUUGAAGGUGUGAGUUUUUAACCGAUCAAGCAAAAUAACCACAGCUGAGACGGACUUAAUUGGUAAAUGAAACGUGUGUGUGUUUGAAGAGGAAGAAAAGUUUGGAUUUAUAUCCCCCCCUUUCUCUCCUGUAAGGAGACCCAAAGGGACUUACAAUCUC
Molecule: messenger RNA, 1359 nt
Organism: Sphaerodactylus townsendi
Lineage: Eukaryota; Metazoa; Chordata; Lepidosauria; Squamata; Sphaerodactylidae
Gene: ECHDC3
Product: enoyl-CoA hydratase domain containing 3
Exons: 5
Coding region: 14-919 (301 amino acids)
Cellular component (GO): mitochondrion
Molecular function (GO): hydro-lyase activity
Source: RefSeq, a predicted model, not a curated record